AUUAGAAACAAAGCAAUGUAGGUGUUUCUUUUGCAUUCAGUCAUUAGAAUGUUAAAUGUUGGUGUUCGUUUACGAUUGGGAGUUGGUAAGUGAAAAUGUACUAUAAUGUCAAAAAAGGUUCUCGAAUGCAGCCAUUUGCUUUUUGAAAGCUACUUGGGAGAGAAAGGUACUGCUGUUGCAAGUUCUCCAGACGGUUCUUUGUUUGUUGUCGGCACUGCUGGUGGAUGUUUAUUUUUUUUUGGAAGGUUCGGGAGUGGUUGGAGGUCUUGUUUGCUUCCAAAUGUUUGUGAUGGAGAAAUUUUGCGUGUAAAAGUGCUUUCAGAAAACGUUGUGUGUUUCAUUGUCAACAACGAUGAGUGUAUUAAUUUUGUUUCCUGGAAGGGCGAUCUGUUUAGUGAAGAUUCUGCUGCAACUAUAGCGUCUCGUGUUACUGUCAAGAAGGAAUUUGCUGCCAGGGAUGUCUUGUUUUCAGAACGCUCGUUUGGUAAUAUUCAUACUUUUGAUGUUGCCCAGUAUGGUCGUUUGUGUUGGUUAGGUUGUAGUGGCGUCCUUAUUUUGGCUAAAUUUUGUGGUGUAACUGAAUCUAGUUGGGAUUCCCUUUCUCUUUCUUGUUACAACUCAUUCAACUGUUUUUCUGGAAUGGUUUUUUCGUUAAAUUCUCGCCUAGAUGGGCAGAGAGUGAUCUAUUCCACUUCCGAUAACACGAGCUUACAUGUUUUGGAUGUUGAGGCGUCCAAACUGCAUUGUCACACAUCCUAUCAUGGGCAUGAAGAUUGGAUUACUUCUGUGAAAAUUGGUGAAGCAAAUGAAAAUCUUUUUAUAUCUGGUGACUCCAGUGGACAAGUUUGCUUUUGGGAUAGUCGCUGUGGGGAACCUUUAGUUGCUAGCUGGCCAUUUUUUCGUUCCAUAACUUUUGUUGAUCUUUUGAGCAAUCCUUUGCGAAUGAUGUUGGCGUUUGGACCUCACGAAGAUUACAUUAUUGAAAAUGAAGAACCGCAUUAUCGUGGUGUUUUGUUUUCUUACAUUGACUUGCGUAAAUGUCUAUUUGAUAGAGGUUGUUGUGAGCAACGACAAGUCAAGGAUGAUGAAACUUUCAUGGGGCAAAUCGUUUCAUCUUGUAUGGAAGGUGAUCAAGUUGUUGCCAUGGAUAUGGAUGGACGAAAGAGUCGUAUUAUGUAUACAACCAACGAUGGUUAUAUUCGAGUUGCAAGUAGUAGAUUAUUGGAAGAACAGUUUACCCAGUUGUUACCUUGUUUGAGACAAAGAGAAUUAGGUGUCUGAUAGUCAAACUCCCAAUAAAUACUCUUCAUUCCCUUUGAAAUGGGGAAACGACAUUUCUAGUCCCAAAGAAAAAGUGGCCAGUUGAA
Molecule: messenger RNA, 1367 nt
Organism: Galdieria sulphuraria
Lineage: Eukaryota; Rhodophyta; Bangiophyceae; Galdieriales; Galdieriaceae
Product: ribosome assembly protein 4 (RSA4)
Exons: 2
Coding region: 106-1281 (391 amino acids)
Molecular function (GO): protein binding
Source: RefSeq, a predicted model, not a curated record